GUGUUAUUUGAUGCGGGUGCAACUCAUUCGUUUGUAUCUACAUGUUUUGCUGGGAAAUUGGGUAGAGAACCAUCUGUUUUAAGUGAACCUCUAGCUGUGUCUACACCUAUGUCUGAAGGUGUAGUAGUGGACGUCGUCUAUCCUUCUUGUCCUGUGGUUAUUCAGGGUAGAGAAUUAUGUGCUGAUUUGAUUGUACUUGACGUUCUUUCUUUUGAUGUUAUCUUGGGGAUGGACUGGUUGUCACGCCAUUAUGCUUCUAUUGAUUGUCGAGGGAAGUCAGUCGAGUUCAGGAUUCCAGGUGAUCUACCUUUUUCCUUUCAGGGAGAAAAGGCAGAGACACCUAAGAAUCUGAUUUCCGCCAUCAAGGCGAAGCGGAUGUUAGGCAAGGGUUGCCAGGGUUUUCUUGCUGUGGUUCGUGAUUUGGAGACUAGUAGUGGUGAUAUGCAUAGUGUUCCGAUAGUGAAUGAGUUCACUGAUGUGUUUCCAGAGGAAUUGCCUGGAUUACCACCUGAUCGUGAUAUUGAGUUUUGCAUUGAUGUGGCUACUGUCAAGAACAGAUAUCCUCUUCCUCGCAUCGAUGAUCUGUUUGACCAGUUGCAGGGUGCGAAGUGUUUUUCCAAGAUUGAUUUGAGGUCUGGGUAUCAUCAGCUACGGAUCCGUGAUGCAGAUGUGCCUAAGACUGCUUUUCGGACUCGUUAUGGACAUUUUGAGUUUCUGGUUAUGUCCUUUGGUCUGACGAACGCACCAGCAGCGUUUAUGGAUAUGAUGAACAGAGUGUUCAAACCGUUUUUGGAUCAAUUUGUUAUCGUCUUCAUUGAUGACAUUUUGAUCUAUUCUCGGAAUUUCUCCAGAAUAUCUGCACCUUUGACUAAACUGACACAGAAGGGUGUCAAGUUUGAGUGGACUGACAAGUGCGAGGCGAGCUUUGAGAAGCUCAAGGAGAUUUUGACUACAGCUCCGGUGUUGGCAUUGCCUUCUGGCAUUGAUGGGUUCACAGUGUAUUGUGAUGCGUCUCGGAUUGGUUUGGGUUGCGUUCUGAUGCAACAUGGACAUGUGAUUGCCUAUGCUUCCAGACAGUUGAAGAAGCAUGAGGUGAAUUACCCUACUCAUGAUUUAGAGUUGGCAGCUAGUCUGAAAUAUAUCUUUGAUCAGAGAGAGUUGAACUUGAGACAGAGGAGGUGGUUAGAGUUGCUGAAAGACUACGACUGUACUAUUCAGUACCAUCCUGGUAAGGCUAAUGUGGUAGCCGAUGCGUUGAGUCGCAAGUCUUCGGGCAGCUUGGCUCAUAUUUCUGAGAUUGGGCGUAGACCCAUGGUUAGAGAGUGGCACAGUUUGAUAGCUUCGGGCUAUGGUUUGCAGAUUUCUCAGGCUGGUUGUUUGUUAGCACAGUUGCAAGUGCAACCUGUUUUGAUUGAUCGGAUCAAAGCUUUACAAGCUGAGGAUCCACAGUUGAAACGGAUUAUUGAGGAGAUUCAGCAGGACAGUAAUUCUGAGUUUACUUUUGUGGAUGGUGUGAAGCUGGAACAUCAGAGACCUUUUGGCUAUCUGCAGCCACUACCUAUUCCAGAGUGGAAGUGGGAGCGAAUUGCUAUGGAUUUUGUGGUUGGGUUACCACGUACUCGACAGGGAUACGAUUCCAUCUGGGUAAUAGUUGACCGUAUGACUAAGUCAGCUCAUUUCCUUCCGAUAAAGGUUUCGUAUACUGCUUCGAGGUUGGCUCAGUUGUACAUCGACAGGAUUGUCAGUUUGCAUGGUGUACCGGUUUCUAUUGUUUCAGACAGAGGUUCUGUGUUUACUUCGAGGUUUUGGAAGGCGUUACAGGAAUCCUUGGGUUCUCGGUUGGAUUUCAGUACAGCUUUUCAUCCUCAGACUGACGGUCAGUCUGAGAGGACUAUUCAGACGUUGGAGGAUAUGCUCAGGAUGUGUGUUCUCGAUUUUCAGGGUAGCUGGGAUACUCAUUUGCCGUUGAUUGAGUUUUCCUAUAACAACAGUUAUCAUGCGAGUAUCGAGAUGGCGCCGUAUGAGGCUUUGUACGGGCGCAAGUGUAGAUCUCCUAUCUGUUGGGAGGAGGUCGGAGAGCGUAAACUCUCGGGAGCGGAGAUUAUUCAGAUUACCUCUGAGAAGGUACCGUUGAUUAAGCGGAGGUUAGAGACUGCUUUUAGUCGGCAUAAGAGUUAUGCUGAUCCGAAGAGGAAAGACAUUGAGUUCCAGGUUGGUGAUUUCGUAUUUCUUCGGGUUUCGCCUAUGAAAGGCGUGGUUCGUUUUGGUGUCAAGGGAAAGUUGGCACCGAGGUAUAUUGGUCCUUAUGAGAUUUCGGAAAGGAUUGGAGCUGUGGCUUAUCGUCUGGUUCUACCGCCAGACAUGUCGUUAGUACAUCCGGUGUUUCACGUUUCUAUGUUGAGAAAGUGCAUUUCUGAUCCUUCACACGUGAUUGUGCCUCAGAGUGUUGAGAUUGACCAGGAGCUGUCCUAUGAGGAACAGCCAGUUGAGAUUGUUGAUACGCAGGUGCGUAAAUUGCGGAACAAGGAGAUUCCGAUGGUCAAAGUUCUCUGGCGCAAUCAUUCUGUAGAGGAGUGUACUUGGGAGACCGAGUUGGAUAUGCGGAAUCGCUAUCCUUUUCUUUUCAUCAUUGACGUUCGUAAUCGUCCAUUCAUCGGUACGUCAAUUAUUUUGAAUCAAUGUGUACUCUAUGUCCUUUGGGCGUCUGAUAUGAUUUUGUUAUGGUCUUAUUGCCGAACUGUUGCUGCCAUAUGUUGUUUCUGUAAUCUUUCAUUGUUUGGAUUGUUAAGGAUUUAUGAAAGUUUGGUUGUUUUGAAAGCUGGUUAUAAUGGUUUCUGUGUAAGGAAUUUAAUUGUUGUGAUUUGGGUUUGGUUAGACCUGGGUCGCCUGACAAUUGAGGUUACUCUGGCAGUUAUCGAGUUGAAUAAGAUUUGUGAUCGUCCUGGCCUAGCACAAGAUGAGGAAACCGGUAGAUAUCCAAAGGCUUUGUAUGCUUUGGACAAAGAAUUAAAAAAGAUUUUGCUCGAAUGGAUUCAAAAGUUAAAGUUUCCGGAUGGUUACGUGUCCAACUUGUCUAGGUGUGUUGAUUUAAACAGUUUGAAGAGGAUGGGCAUGAAAAGUCAUGAUUGUCAUGUCUUCAUGCAAAGACUUUUGCCAAUUGCUCUUCGGGAGCUUCUUCCGCUAGAAGUGUUGGAUCCUUUAACAGAGUUGAGUAUAUUCUUCAGAGAGUUAACUGCCACAUCGCUGAAAAAGGCAGAUCUUGAGAGAUUGGAGCUUGAUAUCCCGAAGAUACUGUGCAAGUUGGAACGUGUAUUUUCGCUGAUUUUUUUCCGAUUCGAUGGAACAUCUCCCCGUACACCUUCCUUACGAAGCUAUGAUGGCAGGACCUGUUCAAUAUCAUAUCUGAGAAAACUCAAAAAUAAGGUAACGAAUAAAGGCAGAGUGGAAGGAAGCAUCAGCAGCGGAUAUCUAUUAAAGGAAACAGCGAAAUUUGCAUUUUUCUAUUUCAAGGAUGGUGAUCUGAUGCUACCAUGUCGGAUGCAAAGAAAUGAAGUUUGUGAAAUGGACGUUGAUGAUGAUGUCGACAGAUUAUCUAUUUUCAAACCGAAAGGGCGAUCUGUAGGUGCUUGUCGUAACAGAUAUUUGGAUGAUGCUGAAUAUGUUGCUGCCCGAAGCUAUAUACUUCUGAAUUGCCCUGAAAUCGAACCUUACAGAGAAGUUUUUGAAGGCGAGUUGUAUGAAAUCAACCCCGAAAUCACACAGAACGAAGUUGUAUUCAAGUUGGAGAGUGAUUUCGCCAUUUGGUUUGAGCAAGAUGUGAAAGACCCAACUAUUUGUACCAAUCCCUAUAUUCUAAGUUUUGCAAAAGGACCGCUUAGAUCGGUCAAAACAUUCAAGGGUUACUGUAUGAACAGGUUUAAAUUCAAUACUGAAGAAUAUGGGGAGGAUCGGGUUACAAUGAAUAGCGGAGUCUGUGUAAAAGGAUCAGUUUACGGUCCGGCUGAAAGCGACUUUUAUGGAGUGUUGACUGACAUUAUAGAGUUAGAGUAUCCAUCUCUACCAAUAAAAAGGACGGUUUUAUUUAAAUGUAAUUGGUUUGAUCCUACGAAAAAGGUUGGUAUGUUAGUCCAUCCUCGGUAUAACAUAGUGGAUGUUAAUCGCAGAAAGAGGUACAACAAAUACGAACCUUUCAUUUUAGCUGAACAGUCUGAUCAAGUACAUUACUUACCUUAUCCUAGCAAAAAGCGGGACAAGAAAGAUUGGUGGGCAGUAUGCAAGAUAAAAGCUCGCUCUGACCUAGACAUGUCUGAAACAACUAUUCCAGCUUGCCAAGAUGAUAGUGCAGAACAUCCGCUUGAUGUCAUAACGAAUGACGAACCGACAAAUUUAGUUGAUCCAAAUGGCGAGGAGGACGAGGCUGCAUUACACAACCCUCUAGUAGUAGAGACAGAAGAUGAUUAUCCACCAUCCUCAUCAGACGAUGAUGACAUUGGAGCGGAAGAUGAUAUAGAAAUUGCAUAUAUGAGAGGUUCAGGUGGUUCUUCCGCCGGCCGAGGCCAGGGUAGGGAUACAGAGAAAGGUUACUGGAUAGCAGGAACGACAGCGGGACAACAUCUAGGGCGAUCUUGCCCAUUUUCCGAUCUAGCUGAUUUACUGAGGAAGGGUUUUUGCUGGGACUCGACCUACCCUGAGGAACUGAUUAGAGGGGUCUUCUACCGACAUGCGGCAUAUCGGUACAAAGAUACUCUCCACAACAUGAAGCCGGAUAAAAAAGAGGGCAGUGUUAGUGCUGAUACUUGGGCGUCAUAG
Molecule: messenger RNA, 4809 nt
Organism: Mercurialis annua (annual mercury)
Lineage: Eukaryota; Viridiplantae; Streptophyta; Magnoliopsida; Malpighiales; Euphorbiaceae
Exons: 16
Biological process (GO): DNA integration
Molecular function (GO): nucleic acid binding
Source: RefSeq, a predicted model, not a curated record